Messenger RNA from Cordyceps fumosorosea ARSEF 2679, 1341 nucleotides. Its product is annotated as IMP-specific 5'-nucleotidase 1. Gene Ontology annotation, biological process: nicotinamide riboside biosynthetic process; nicotinic acid riboside biosynthetic process; nucleotide metabolic process. The transcript is spliced from 4 exons. Lineage: Eukaryota; Fungi; Ascomycota; Sordariomycetes; Hypocreales; Cordycipitaceae. The record is from RefSeq and is a predicted model, not a curated record. The coding region runs from base 1 to 1341 and encodes 446 amino acids. Gene Ontology annotation, molecular function: magnesium ion binding.
AUGACGACCCGAUACCGCGUGGAAUAUGCGCUCAAGACGCACCGACGAGACCAGUUCAUUGAAUGGGUCAAGGGUCUCCUUGCCGUUCCCUUCGUCCUCUACUCGCAGCCCACAGGCGUCGUCGGCGAUGGCACCAGCAUCGCCAAGAUGUCAGAGGAGGCGCACCGCCGCUACGCCGAAAUCAUGCGCGACGUGGAAGUCAUGAUUGACGAUCAUAUCGCUCGUCAGAAUCAAGACUCCCCCAUACCCAUACCGUCCAAGUUGGGCAUGUUGGUCCCGACGGCUGGCCCCUUCUUCACCAGGCUACCAUUAGAGGCCGCCUUCAAGUAUCAAGACCGCAAGCGCUACAUUUCUUGCCGCCGGUACGUGGCGCCAUCUUUCAACGAUGUCCGCCUCAUCCUCAACUCUGCCCAAAUCAUGGCCGUCACCAAUGGCACCCUACAGCUCGCCACCUUUGACGGUGACGUCACCCUGUAUGAGGACGGCCAAAACCUCGAGGCCAGCAGCCCGAUCGUACCACACCUCAUGCGUAACAACAUAAAGAUUGGCAUCGUCACCGCGGCCGGCUACACGACGGCUGACGGCUACUACGGGCGCCUGCACGGCCUGCUGGAGACGGUGGCGGCGUCGACGGAGCUGGACCCCGUGCAGAAGCAGAACCUCGUCAUCAUGGGCGGCGAGGCCAACUACCUGUUUGAGUACUCGCAGUCGUCGCCGCACCGCCUCGCACCCGUGCCGCGCGCGCAGUGGCUGACGCCCGAGAUGGCCUCGUGGUCCGAGGCGGACAUCACCGCGCUCCUCGACGUCGCCGAGACGGCCCUGCGCGACUGCGUGCGCUCCAUGAACUUGCCGGCGCGGCUGAUCCGCAAGGACCGCGCGGUCGGCAUCAUCCCGGACCCGCCGCACAUCCAGAUCGCCCGAGAGAGCCUAGAAGAGACGGUGCUGGUGGUGCAGCGCAUCCUGGAGCUCAGCAGCCUGGGCCUGCGCGAGCAGGCCGCCGCCGCCGCGGCGAGCAAAGUCUGCGCCGCCUCGGCCGGCCCGGGGCCCUCCAAGCGGGGCGUGCCGUUUUGCGCCUUCAACGGCGGCCGCGACGUCUUCGUCGACAUCGGCGACAAGUCGUGGGGCGUGGCGGUGUGCCAGCAGUGGUUCGGGCGGCGGGACGCGGGCGCGGCGGCGAUUGGCGGGGAGAACACGCUGCACGUGGGUGACCAGUUCCUGAGCGCGGGCAGCAACGACUUCAAGGCGCGCAGCGUGGGCACGACGGCAUGGAUCGCGAGUCCCUCGGAGACGGUGGAGCUGCUGGACGAGCUGGCGGACCUUACGCAGAAGAAGCUGGCGUGA